This is a messenger RNA of Striga hermonthica, 1056 nucleotides long. The record is from the annotation of a GenBank genome assembly. Lineage: Eukaryota; Viridiplantae; Streptophyta; Magnoliopsida; Lamiales; Orobanchaceae.
UAUGGAGUGCCUUAGGAGCCUUGAGAACUCGCGAGCAAAACAGCAUUGGCGCCCGACGAAAACACACUCGCGCCGCGAGCUUCUUUUCGCGCCCAGCGAACUCGUUCUCGCGGCUCGUGACUUCUUUUUCGCUGGCGAGCUUGUACAUGCAAAAAUUCAGCCCCAAGGGGUUCGCCAGCCGAAACCAUGUUCGCGCCCAGCGUGCUCACACUCGCAUGCGAAACCAUUUUGGUGCCCAGCCACUGCGGCCUUGCAACCCGCGAGUUCCUUUUCGCCCGCGAAUCCUGCAUAUCUCCAAUUUUCAGCUUCAAGUUGUUCGCUUGCCCAAAAGACUUCCACUAGCCACCAAACUCAUCUCGCUAGCCAAUGACCAUUCGCGACCCGCGAACCCCACCAACCCACCUUCUUCCCCAAGCACUCCGGCCGCCACGCGCCACCGCGCACCGCCGCCCGCCGCCACUUUCUCUGGCCAACCACCUCCGAUCAUGACAUAUCAUAUAUCAACGCGAAGCUCUCGUCGACGCCGACAACAUAACCGGAGCUCAAACAAAAAUUCCGGCGAGAAGGCUUCCGAUUUUUCGGCAAAAGCUCGUAGAUCUACAAAUCACUUCAACCUUCAUAUCCAAAUUGCCGGCGACUCACUUGGACCCACCAAAAUACGAAGGCACCCUCGGACUCCUCUCGCCGGGGCGCACCUUUUUCGACCACCAUUGCCGGAAUCCGGCGAACUUUUUCGGCGACCAUUUUUUCCGGCGAAUGAGCACCCACCGAGCUUCCGGUUAGUAUUUUUUAGCUUUUCUUGUCAUAUACCAUCAACUCCUAUCGUUGAAGAUUCAUUUCGCAUGUUCGUUAAUUUUGGAUCGUUCAAUUUAUCUCUUCGAGCUAUUUGUUAUUUUGUUUGCUUGAGGACAAGCAAAGAGUUGUUGUUUGUUAUGUUUUUGUGCAUAUUUUCUUGUGUUUUAUGUGCUUUAGUUGAGUCAUUUUUUAGGUUCGUUUUAGUGUCAUCCGGUCCAUUUUAUCGUAUUUUAUGUGUUUUUGCUUUCGCUAUGUGUUUUU